Messenger RNA from Plasmodium inui San Antonio 1, 1797 nucleotides. RefSeq lists its product as hypothetical. Gene Ontology annotation, molecular function: mRNA binding; N6-methyladenosine-containing RNA reader activity; metal ion binding. Bases 1 to 1797 code for a protein of 598 amino acids. Gene Ontology annotation, cellular component: nucleoplasm. Lineage: Eukaryota; Apicomplexa; Aconoidasida; Haemosporida; Plasmodiidae. The transcript has a single exon. Gene Ontology annotation, biological process: mRNA splicing, via spliceosome; regulation of mRNA splicing, via spliceosome. The record is from RefSeq and is a predicted model, not a curated record.
AUGAUCUCCCGAAAGAGAAUAGCCAAGGGAAGGGGGAGGAGGAACCUCUUCCAGCUGUAUCUGAGCAUGCGGGAGGAGAGACGCCAAAGGGAAGGAGGCAAGGACGAUGUGUAUGGCGAGAAUCCCCACAAGAUUCACUCAACCCACCAAGGUAAUGUCAACCUAAGCGAACAACCCCAUAUUAUGCACCUAGAAAAGCAGGUCAAAAUGAAGCUGGAGGAACAGUCUAGCUUACUCGCCAUCAAGGGGAUCGACAGAGUAGACAUCCAACAGAAAAAAGGAAAACAUUCAAUCAUCUGUAUUCACUACAUAAAAAACAUGUGCAUGAAGAAUCUGUUCUGUAAUUACUUACACCAGCUUAUAUAUGCCAAAAUACCAUCUUGUAAAAAUUUCCUCAAAAAUAAUUACUGCGCUGACCAGGUACGGGGGUCCUGUAUGUUCCGACACACCCUGGACAAUGUCAACCCUGGAGGGUAUGGAGAAAAUAAAGAUGAUCACUUGGAUGAUGUACUGAAGUUAUUGUAUGAUAAAAAUAUCUGUGUGAAUUAUCUGCUAGGCUUCUGUAACUUAGGUUAUAACUGCAAGAGGAUACACAAAUGCAAAAGUAGAAAAUUCAUCAACCUUAUAACUAUCCUUCCCAAGUUUUAUUUGGAUCACAUUUUAGUGAACCAGCGCUUGUAUGCCCACCUGUAUAGCAAUCACAGGAAGCUCUCUUCAGAUAUGAGCAAAUUGAAAGACGCCUUGAUUGUUCUUAGUGGGGAGAAGUACCAGGAGAAGGGAAUCCCCUCUGUCACUUCAAACAGUCUGAAAAGUGAGAAGAAAAUUUUCUCAACAGAUGACACAUCUGUGAAGAAUUUAGACCACUACCAACGUGGAGUCAACAGUGAUAUGCAGCGUCACCUCGGGGGAGGUUUAUCUCUCCGAGAAGACCACCAGAAUGAGAGACCCGACGGGGAUAGAAAUUAUCCAGAUACUUCCAAUCCACAGAGCAUAAGCAGGUACUACCAGAUGAAAGUGACAGGGAGCGGAGGUACUAACAACUUGGAAGAUUUUCUCCACCCUGGUGACAACAUCCCAAUGAGCAGUCUCGACAACGAAAAGGGAUUCACACACAGCAGGAACCAAGAGAACAUGAUGAGCAUCCCAGGCAUAUACGACAUAAACAAUGACAUAAUUCCAAGUGAGAGAAUAAAAAUCUUUAUAAUAAAGUGUAAUCAAAUUUCGCACCUGUACUUAUCUAUUCUCUAUGGAGUAUGGGCCACGGGAAAAAACAACACGAGGAAAUUUAUCACCCUGUUUAAGGAAAAUUACACCAUCGUAUUCCUUUUCUCCGUUAAUGAAAGUGGAGGUUUUCAAGGUUAUGCAAAAAUGGUAAGUAUGCCGAUUAAGAAGUUGUAUGAGGAUUUAUGGGGACCCAUAACGAAUAGGUUGGGAGGGAAUUUUCGCAUCCAGUGGAUAAAGAUUGCCAAAAUAGACUUUGACGCUUUUAAGAAUAUGAAGAAUCCCUGUAAUGAUAAUUUGCCUCUGAAAAAAAGUAGAGAUGGGACUGAGUUGCCUCUCAACUUGGCCUCCAUCAUAUGCAACAGGAUCUAUGCUUUGCCCAGUGAAGACUUCCUCGCAGGCACCAUUUAUGAGUACAAGCGCCGGAUAAACCAUGCCGCAUUCUUUGAGAAUUUGCACAAACAGGGUUUGCUCCACAGCAACACCGUGUGGGACAUGCGCAUAUUUAGCCUCAACAAGCAGUCCGACUGCGAGCGGAUUACCUUCGUCGACGGCACAGAGCAGACCAUUGAGUAG